GUGGGGUGGGGUGAGGUGAGGGGUGGUAUUGCGGUCCACAGUUUAAAAAACAUUAGCUAACAUUAGCUACCCUCGCGUUUUGAUUCUCCCUCCCUCCCUCAGCCGGCUUUAUCUGUGGAGCUCUGUUACGGCUCGUGACAGCGGUCAACUCUCGGCCACAUGUAAGGUGAUAUGAUUCAUGUCGCAAUACGUUAUGCAUCGUUGUCUCACACACACACACCGCGGGUCGUCCGUUUCGAUGCAAACGGCCUCCCGUGAGUUUCGGGGUAACGUUAACUCUGGUUACGGAGGAGAAGAAAAACGACUCGAUAGAUUUUCCCCAUCACCUCGUUUUCCAAAGAAAAGGAGAAACCGACGGUGGACAAACCAGUGGUGUUGGUGCGGUGAGCAGCAGCGGCAAAGAUGACGGAGUAUAAGCUGGUGGUGGUGGGGGCUGGGGGCGUGGGCAAGAGUGCACUCACCAUCCAGCUCAUCCAGAACCACUUUGUGGAUGAAUACGACCCCACCAUAGAGGACUCGUACAGGAAGCAGGUCGUGAUUGACGGGGAGACCUGCCUGCUGGACAUCCUGGACACUGCAGGUCAGGAGGAGUACAGCGCCAUGAGGGAUCAGUACAUGCGAACAGGGGAAGGUUUCCUCUGCGUCUUUGCCAUCAACAACACCAAGUCAUUCGAGGACAUUCACCAGUACAGAGAACAGAUCAAACGCGUAAAGGACUCGGACGAUGUUCCCAUGGUGCUCGUGGGAAACAAAUGCGACCUCCCGGCACGCACGGUGGACACGAGGCAAGCCCAGGAACUCGCCCGCUCUUACGGCAUCCCUUACAUCGAGACCUCUGCCAAAACCCGACAGGGAGUAGAGGACGCCUUCUACACACUGGUCAGAGAGAUCAGGCAGCAUAAGCUGAGGAAGCUGAACCCACCUGAUGAGAGCGGUCAGGACUGUAUGAGCUGUCGCUGUGUGGUCUCGUGAUGCAGCUGACUGUUGCAUGUUGAGGAGGAAUGCUACUGCGCGUAGUGGCAGCAUGGACUUACAGAUAGAAAGUUAAAACAACGUAAUGAUGAAAUAUAAACUUUUUCAAAAAGAGGAGGAUUGAAGCAAAAGCUCACAAGGGAACCACCAGACCCGACUGAACCAUAGCCCCUCGUGGAAAGGAGGAUUUGGACUGUUGCCUUUUGCGGCCACCUGAAUGGGUCCGGUCCCUCCUUUUGGUCCACGUGUCGCCACGAGAGCGACGCCACCAAUGACUCUUUGUCCGCCCCGGUGUGGUCUCCCUGGAUGGCUUCGCAAGUUUCCUGCUAACUUAUUUUUUUUCAGUCUCAACACUGGUCUUAAAAGGGGGGUGUCACUGACCUCCUCCCACCUUGAAAGCCUAACGCCACCCCCAUCCCCCCGCUGUCACCGCCGCCUGCCCACUGGAAGGACUGACUGACUAAAAUGGAAAGGACUGGAACAUGGAUGCCCCCCCUCCCCCCCCGGCCCCCAUCGCCCUCCACCUGCCUGUUGGUUUCCCCCCCCCAACGGCUGCGUGGAGUGGAUCAGUCAUUGUACUGGAUGCAGGGGUUGGAGGCUGACAUGGAAAUGACUGUACUUUGUUGUUUGACUGUUAGCCCGGUUGUACAAAUGCUUAGAUCUUUUUGGAUAUGACAAGUUUUGUUUGUGAUGGCAGAAUCUGAAAGUCACCGAGCAAUACGGGAGUAAGGGCGUUCAUCACAGAUGACGCCGGGCGUGAUAUUUUUCAUGACCGGCCUGACGUAUAUAUUUCUUAAUAUAAAGAUGGAUGAAUUCCCAGAAUGCAGCUGCCUUCUUUUCUUUCAAAUGUUUUUCUUUGCAACAGAGUUGUCUUUGUGUUAUAGUAAUCACUAAUGUACGUAAGUUUUGGUGCAAUAGGAUUAUUUACUGUUCAAUAUACACAGUUUUGGGACUCAACCACAGCCCGUGGCACCUUCUUCUACUUUGGUUUCGGGCGGGUUUAUAUCUGUUUGACGGUUGCAUGUAGAAAUGGGAGAAACCCCCUGCACAGUCAUACAACGGCAGGUUAGGGUUUUACACAACAUGACAGCCAGGGGACUUUUCUUGCAUUUCAUUUCGGUAAGUGUAUGCUGUCCAACUCGUAUUUACUACGUGGCGAUAGCGGCUAUUUUUAGAUUGCAAGAAUCCGUCCCCGUAGAUAACAAGGCUCAGGAAUCUGAGUCCAGGAAAGUGUCACCAUUCAACCGUCCUGGAAACCAGAGUUAACAAUGUCACCAAAUAGCUUUGCAGAGUUUUAACGCACAAGAUCCUGCCUCAGACUCACACUUCAGUUUUUUUUUUUUUUCCCUCACGCCGCGCUAUCCUCAGACCGCUCUUCCUUUCUCUGCCACCUCAGUUCUGCAAUGGAACAAUAGUAGUUCAGGUGCUACUCAUGUCAGAAUCAUAUUUACUGUAUAUGCGGGACUAUUGUGUGUAAUGGGUGAUGGAUAUUGGGUUAUGGGAGUGCGUCGCUUUGUUAAAUUCAUACUGGCUUGUGCUCCCGAGAACUGCAUUCAUUUGCUGCCUACAUGGAAAAAGACUGCUCUGGAUUUACUUCUAAAUGGACCUUUAUAUCUUAGCUAGUUUGUACCUCAUGUCUGCAGCGAGAUCUACCCGAGACGAAUAUGUGUUCUGCUGGUUGCAUUGUUCUGUUUGAUUACGUGUGCAACUAAAAAAAAAAAAAAAAAAUGGAAGUAGGUUGAGUUUAGACAUGCGCUGUAUAGAAUUUUAAAAGGAAAGGCAAGUCCCUUAAAACACUACACUGUUUUUAGAGUGUGUGGGUGGGGGGGUUCUGUAAUAGCAUGUGCGUUUAAAUGUGAUUUUUGUUUAGCAAGACUGAAAAGCAACUCAAAAGAUAAGAGCCCAGUAUUUGCCAGGUUGUCUUGCUCAAUACAUUGUGUGACCUGGUUAUAUGUCAUGUAUGAUUAUGUAUUGAGUUCCUGGCAUUACAGGCAGAAUUUUAGCAACAAACCACAGAAAAAUCCCCCACUUCUUCCACAAAAGACAUAACAUGUUAUUUUGCCUUCGUCUCCUGUCAUCGAAACAAAAUGUUUAUUUCUCACCUAAUCGACUUUGUACAGUUAAAAUUCCCUCAUGAAAUGGCUUAAAGAAAUAGGAUCAGUCUUGUGAGUGUGGAUGGUUGUAGAGUGUUUUUGUUAUCAGUUAAGUGUUCAUUUCUCUGCUUGGAGGAAGGAUGUGAGCUGUGAAUGUGUUUGAGUCUUUAGAUAUGUUUGAAAGAAGCCUCAUAUUUAACUUACAAUAGUAUAAUGAUGCAGGAUCCCACUUUCGGCUGUGUUUGUAACUUUUAUUUUUCACCCGUAGUGCUCACGAAAAGAAAAAGGUGUGGCGUUUGUAACAUGUAAUUACAGUCAUAAUAGUAUGCUUGUCCACUCCCUGUCAAUCAUAUAAAAAAAAAAAAAAACAGUUCGUUCACGAUGAUACAUAGAAUUCCAUAAAUCUUUGUAUUCAAAUUCCUGUUUCAUUAGCUAUCUUCAGCAUAUUGCAAGAGGUAUUCUCCAGCCAGCAGACCACACGUAUACCUGUCAGAAAACCUAGAGAGCAUGACGGAAACUGCACGGACAGGAGGGACCUUUGCACAAGGAGAAAGUGGCUCAAGGGCUUGUUUCACACUUGCAAACUGUCGUUGGAGGUGUGGAAGGAAUUACAACUGUUUAGCUAUUUAAGAUGUAUUUACUCUUUGAAAAUGUGGCAAAUGUAUUGCAGGAGAGAAUAAAGAUGUCAAGAGGAAA
Messenger RNA from Pungitius pungitius (ninespine stickleback), 3761 nucleotides. Its product is annotated as GTPase HRas. The coding region runs from base 403 to 972 and encodes 189 amino acids. Gene Ontology annotation, cellular component: plasma membrane. Lineage: Eukaryota; Metazoa; Chordata; Actinopteri; Perciformes; Gasterosteidae. The record is from RefSeq and is a predicted model, not a curated record. The transcript has 6 exons. Gene Ontology annotation, molecular function: GTP binding; GDP binding; GTPase activity. Gene Ontology annotation, biological process: Ras protein signal transduction.